Molecule: messenger RNA, 3555 nt
Organism: Oppiella nova
Lineage: Eukaryota; Metazoa; Arthropoda; Arachnida; Sarcoptiformes; Oppiidae
Source: the annotation of a GenBank genome assembly
AAACAUUGAAUGCAAACAAUGAGUGAAUCGUUGACUCAAUUGCCGUCUAAUUGUUCACACAUUUCACACACAAUUGCAUUGAGUUUUGGUUGUAUUCACGGCUUGUAAUCCGUGUCUCAUAUGAUAGCCAAAGAGUGGCUGAUGUGAUAGUGGGGACCAAUUGGUGGCGAAACGAGUGGCGGAUAAUCACAUCCGACAGACAAACCACAGGAGAUGUUCACUAAAGCCAAAGGAGCGGCCGAUGAGAGGCAGGAGUUCUUGGAGUCGGCGAAAGCGCACAGACAUGAGAGGGAACGGGAGCGACGACUCAACCACUCAUCCACUGUCAUCCAGGCGGUGGUCCGCGGAUUCCUCGUCCGCCGUCGCCUCCAGAAUGAGAUCCGCAAAGAGUUUGACGAUUUGAUGGCUGAGCUCAUCGAUGGCGGCGACGAUAGUGUUGUUAAAUACGUGGACGCGAUCCGUAUCUACGAGUUGAUCCGCAAAUUGAUGUUCAUUUUCGACAACAACAAGGACUGGAAGCGCUUCGAGAAGAUGUGUAAAUACAUGAUCGCGACUAUGAUUUUGGCGGACAAUCACCAAACAGAUCCGCCAGACCUCGACGAACGACAAAUCAGUUACGUGUCAGUGGUUUUCAAUAAACAAAUGGCCGUUCAGUGGAUCCAACAGCUGAAGACUGUGCUGUGGAAGUGCUGCCAUUAUCUGAAACACUUGAAGCCGGAGUUACCGCAAGACUACAAACAGAUUCAGUUAUACCUCAAUAUGUUGAUCACAUUCACGUCGACCCACUCGUGGGUUAUUCUCAAAGAGUGUCCACAAGUGUACGAACCGUUGCGACCGGUGGUCAACCAGUUGUGUAAUAACGUGAUGAAUAGUCUGGUCUCCAAAGGACUGUACGCUAACCUCCAGAUCCUACUGAUGAAGGGUUUGAUGCGUACGAAACCCACGCUCAAGAAGUCGGCGUUGACUGCGAUCGUGACGCUGUCUCUGCGGCCAGUGAUCACCGCUAAGUUCAAUGAGUCGGUGAUGAAUAUGUUUUUGUUGCACAUCUUUUCCAUACCGGCGCUCGUCUAUCAUCUCAACACAAUCGCCACCGACUCGUUGACUGUCCUCUCGAACGAGUCGGUGCUCAAGAAAAGUGUGGAAAUCCUAUCGUUGGACCAAAACUCGCGAAUCCUGUUCAACGCACUCGAGGGUAACUACGCGUUGUGUCUGUUGGCUAACAUCAUACACCUGGCCUUCAUCGAGAUACCCAUCAACACAAUGGCUACCAAUAUGGUUGAUUUCAUCUGUGUUAUCACAAAACUAUUGGAAAGUUGUCAGAAGUAUGUGGUGAGCAAACAGUCGAGUCUAACCCACUGGCACCCAGUGCUCGGUUGGUUCGCCCAGAAUGUGGACCAAGGUUUACACGAGUCUAUGGUUUACGUCAAGUCUCAGCUCCAGUACCUCUGGAGUUCACAACUCAUUCAACUCAUAUUCAGUCCGUUAUUCGAGUUGAGCGACAAAUCCCUGACCCUAUCUCGACGCGAGAGCACCGGUUCGUUCACCACAGGAACCGCUCUCAGCGUCACUUCUGCUAAGAAUUCAGUCAACUCUACGAGAAGUAACUUCUUGAGGAAGGCGUUCGAAAAGGCGAGUCUGACUGUAGGCCGAGCGGGUCAGGGAGUGGUGGGCGGCGGACAGUCGGGUUCGUCGCUGAGCUGUCGUUUAGGCAGUCCUGAGACCACACUAAUCGCACUCAUCUGCAACCUCUACGAGACGGCCCUCAAUACGCUAACUCAAGUCAAACUCGACAUAUUGGCCGGACUUUGCUAUCAGGACCUCAUUCUUCCCAAUUUGUGGCACUUUAUCAGCGCUUUAGGUCCGGCCAACGGUAUGAAAGCCUUUUUGGAUCACUUGAAUCUCCACACGAAGACCUGUGCGCCGGAGUUCCAGAUUCUCAUACUGUUCUGCGAUUGUGCCACACAUUUGAUCACAAUUCUGGACGACAUGGAGAUGUAUGAAAGCCAACGGCCCUUCACUAUCGAGGAACUCAUCACAAUCUCAUCGUUUUUGAAUACAUUUGUGUUUAAAAUCAUUUGGAAUAAUCUAAUCGAUUUCAAGACAAUGAAUAUGAAUAGCCUUUUGAACUCAACGCACGCUUUCCUAAUGCUGUUGUAUAAGAGGGACUGUAGGCGACAGUUCACGCCCACCGACCACUGGCUAAUCAAAGAGCUGAAGACAUCGAACUUCAUGAAGGACUUGGAGACGGGUCGGAAAGGGGCGCAUCUGUUGAUGCAAAAAGUGCCGCACAUUAUACCCCAUAAGGAACGGGUAGUGCUGUUCCGGAAGUACGUGAACAACGAGAGGUCGGUGCUCGGACUGACCGAAUCGGCGUGCGCUUCGCCCCAAUCGACGCUCAUAACUGUCCACCGGUCGCGAGUGGUGGAGGACGGCUACCAGCAGUUGGCAACCCUUCCGCCGCAUUCGCUGAAAGGCGUGAUUCGCGUGAAGUUCGUGAACGAGCAGGGCUUGGAUGAGGCGGGCAUUGAUCAGGACGGGGUGUUCAAGGAGUUCCUCGAGGACACCAUUAAGCGUGUGUUUGACCCGUCGCUCAGUCUGUUCCGCGUGACGACCGAACAGCGCCUCUACCCGUCGCCCACGUCUCACAUCCAGGAGAACCACUUGUCGUUAUUCGAGUUCAUCGGCAAAAUGCUGGGGAAAGCCGUCUACGAGGGUAUUGUAGUGGACGUGCCGUUCGCCUCGUUCUUCCUGAGCCAAGUGCUCGGACAGCAACAAUCGGCGCUCUACUCGUCCAUCGAUGAGCUGCCGUCUCUGGACGCCGACCUCUACAAGAGUCUCACGUAUAUCAAGCACUACGACGGAGACAUCGGUCAACUGGACCUCACCUUCUCGAUCGACGAGGACUGUAUGGGACAGAUAGUGACGCACGAGUUGGUGACGGGCGGGCGCGCCAUACCCGUCACCAGAGAGACGCGCAUCAGUUACAUCCAUCUGAUGGCACACUUCCGGAUGCAUACACAGAUCCACGAGCAGACGGCCGCCUUCAUCCGCGGCUUCCGGUCUAUUGUGAACCCGGAUUGGCUCACAAUGUUCUCCACACCGGAGUUCCAGCGCCUCAUCUCCGGCGACAACACUCCCAUCGAUUUGUGUGAUCUCCGAAAGCACACCAAAUAUUUCGGCGGUUUUCACAACAAUCACAGAGUAAUCAUAUGGUUGUGGGAUAUCCUCGAGAAGGACUUCACGCGCGACGAGCACAACAUGUUCCUCAAGUUCGUCACGAGCUGUUCGAAGCCCCCGCUCCUGGGGUUCGCCCACUUGGAGCCCCCGCUGUCCAUCCGGUGCGUCGAAGUGAGCGAUGACAACGAUACGGGCGAUACAGUCGGCAGUGUUUUGCGCGGUUUCUUCACCAUUAGGCGCAAGGAUCCCAUCAACCGAUUGCCCACUUCUUCGACGUGUUUUAAUCUCUUGAAACUUCCCAACUAUCAGAAGAAGAGUACGCUUAGGGAGAAGCUCCGGUACGCCAUCGCCAGUAACACCGGCUUUGAACUCUCCUAA